AUGUCACCACCGGCUCCGCCACCUUCAAAUCAGCAGCCUCGUAGCCCACGAUUAAACAACAAAAAUAUCAGUCGAAUUUUAAGCACUUCCUUGCAAGCCAAUAGUAUCGAAGAUGCCACAGAGAACUUGACCGUCGAUAGUACAAAAAUUCCGGGAUUUUACUUUCCUUUUGGAAAGCAAACUAGCCAAGAUCAAGCUAUAACGGAUUUAUUUUCCACAUUUCCUCAACACACAUGGCACUCUAAAGAUUUCGGCAGUGUAGCUAAGGCUUGUGGUUUGCCCCACUACUUGAAAUCGUCUUUAUUUAAUGCUGCCUGUGACAGUGGUGCGAAUUCGAUCACGAUGCAUGACUUUCAAAAUUUUUGGAACAGAUUUACAAGCAAAUACCAUGAUGAUAUUUCUCGUGUAUUUUAUCUUCUGACUCAAGACGCGAAAGAUUACAUAGAAUUUGAUGAUUUCGUACCUUUAAUUCAGGAUGUAAUCGAUGAACAUCCUGGAUUAUCCUUCUUAAACGAAGCUGCCGAAUUCCAUUCUCACUAUAUAAAAACGGUUAUUGCACGUAUUUAUUAUAACGUUAAUAAAACAUGGUCGUAUCGAAUAACACUGCCAGAAUUACGAAAGAGCAAUUUUUUAAUAGUAUUGAGAUUACUUGAAGAUGAAACUGAUAUCAACCAAAUUACCGAUUAUUUCUCCUACGAACACUUUUACGUAAUUUAUUGUAAAUUUUGGGAACUUGAUGAUAAUCAUGACAUGCUAAUUACUAAGGAAGAUCUGUAUAGGCAUAACAAUCAAGCUCUUUCCAGAAAGAUUAUAGAUAAAAUAUUCUCUGGUGCCGUCACAACAAUGAAAUCAGAAACACUGACUUUUGAAGAAUUUGUUUGGUUUUUAAUAUCGGAAGAGGAUAAGAAACAUCCAAAGAGCAUUGAGUAUUGGUUCCGAUGUAUGGAUCUUGAUGGCGACGGAUAUUUAUCUACAUACGAAUUGGAAUAUUUUUACAACGAGCAGUACUGUAGAAUGGAAUCUCUUGGUGUGGAGGCCGUUAAAUUUGAAGAUUUGCUAUGUCAGAUGAUAGACUUAGUGAAGCCCAAAAUAGAAAAUACUAUCACUGUCCGAGAUAUCAAGGCCUGCGGCCUUGGUCACAUUUUCUUCAACGCCUUUGUAAAUUUCAGCAAAUUUAUGGAAUAUGAGCAACGUGAUCCGUUCGCAGAUAAAGACCUUGAAGAUGAAUUUUCGGAUAUGACCUUUUGGGAACGUUAUGCUAUGAAUGAAUAUGAAUUACUCGUAGCCGAAGAGGGAACAGUGGAGGACGAGUACACUCUGUGA
This is a messenger RNA of Trichoplax adhaerens, 1323 nucleotides long. RefSeq lists its product as uncharacterized. The transcript is spliced from 11 exons. The record is from RefSeq and is a predicted model, not a curated record. Gene Ontology annotation, molecular function: calcium ion binding; protein phosphatase regulator activity. Gene Ontology annotation, biological process: protein dephosphorylation. Lineage: Eukaryota; Metazoa; Placozoa; Uniplacotomia; Trichoplacea; Trichoplacidae. The coding region runs from base 1 to 1323 and encodes 440 amino acids. Gene Ontology annotation, cellular component: protein phosphatase type 2A complex.